GUUCAACUUGAUACAUGUAACUCUAUAGAUCUAAAGAUAUACACGCAUAUAAGUAACCGGUAGGAAUUCACCUAAUUACACUAAGAAGUUGUCUUCCUAUUUAGUGAGUCAUAAUCAUAGAAAAGAUCAUAGAUCAUAGAAAAGUCACAAAUAGAGCUUUGCUGCAAAAUAAUUACAUUUAACAAAAACAGGUUUUGCAUUUUCUGAGGAAAGAGCUUUGGAUCCAAUUAAAUGUGAGCAAAACAAUGACUCAUUGGUAACUGCCACCAUCUCAAAAGCACAUAGAGUCAUUUAACCUAACAGUAAAUAAAGUGAAACAUUUUUUUCUUCAUAUUUGUUUACCUUCUCUUGCAGGAGUCUUCUGCUGUAUCUGCUAUGCCUGUGUACUGUGUUCAGGUACACAACUGCAGCUGCAGAUCUCAGUGACUGUGCAGCUGCAGGGAGCAUAUGCCACACCAAUGCAGACUGCUUCAAAACACGUGAUGAUAGGUUUCUCUGCAUGUGCCGAAUGGGGUACAGGGGCACUGGAGUACAAUGUCAGGACAUUGAUGAGUGUACAACUGGUCUACACAGCUGUCAUGUAAAAGCAGUCUGCAGUAACACUCUGGGCAGUUAUACCUGUUCAUGUCAAAAUGGUUAUUCUGGUGAUGGUUUCCAAUGCCAAGAUAUUGAUGAGUGUCAAACUAAUAACGGUGGCUGCCAUGUUAAUGCACUUUGCUCCAACAGAGAUGGAGGAAGAGACUGCAGUUGCAGGUCUGGUUUCACUGGAAAUGGAUUUCAGUGCACUGAUGAUGAUGAGUGCGCAAGACCAGGAAUCUGCCACUGGCAUGCCACGUGCACCAACAACCCUGGCUCCUAUGUGUGCACAUGCAGUGCAGGCUACAAAGGCAAUGGAAAUUAUCUCUGCCUUGACAUUGAUGAGUGUUCAGAAACUCCUGGUGUGUGCUCUGCUUUCUUUGGGUAUAAAGGCUGCAGGAACCUGCCAGGAACUUACACCUGCCUCUGCAACAGUGGUUACCAAAGCAACGGACAGACAUGUGUGGACAUCAAUGAAUGUGAAAUAAACACCUGCAGCUCAUUUGCUGAAUGUACAAACUUACCAGGUUCAUAUCGUUGUACCUGUCCUGAGGGAUUUGUUGGAAAUGGCUUGGCGUGCGUAGACAUUAAUGAGUGUGACAGAAAGAACAGUUGUGACCCCAACGCAAUAUGUACCAAUUUGCUAGGAAGCUACGAAUGCUCUUGCCGUGCUGGGUUCCAGGGCACGGGUACAAAGUGUACUGACAUUGACGAAUGUACCACCAAUAACAUUUGUCCAGCCAAUGCUGCAUGUGUCAACACUGCAGGCUCAUUCUUCUGUGACUGUGGUCCAGGCUACAGCUUUAAUCAAACCCAGUGUAUGGAUGUGGAUGAAUGUGCCACAAAACAUUGCAGUGCUUAUGCCUCUUGUGAAAACUUACCUGGUUCAUUCAUCUGCGCAUGUCUAGCUGGUUUCGAAGGUGAUGGGUUAGUAUGCGAGGAUAUAGAUGAGUGUGCCAUAGAAAGGCGUUGCCAUGUUAGUGCACUCUGUAUUAAUGUACCAGGAAAAUACAACUGCAGCUGUAUGGUGGGAUACACAGGUGAUGGUGUAUUCCAGUGCACAGAUGUGAAUGAAUGUCUUGUUGAUAACGGUGGCUGCAGAAACAGAGCAACAUGUGUCAACAGUAGAGGGUCUUUCUCAUGCAAUUGCCCCUCAGGCUUUCAGCUAGUCAAUCGUACCACCUGCCAGGACAUAGAUGAAUGCCAGCUACCUGAAAAGGCAUGUGGCAUCAAUGAGCAGUGCUCAAACAUGGAAGGGUCAUAUUCAUGCCAGUGUAAAGCAGGCUUCAGUCGAAUCACUGACAAUUUAGACUGCUCUGAUAUUGAUGAAUGUGAACAGCAGAAACCUUGUCAUCAGAAUGCCACAUGCCUGAAUUUAGCAGGCUCCUUCUCAUGUACCUGCAAUCACGGCUUCUCAGGAAAUGGCAUAACAUGUGAGGAUAUAAAUGAAUGUGCAAUUAAGGGGAUGUGCCAUCUGCAUGCCAACUGCUACAAUUAUCCUGGUGAUUUCUUGUGCAUUUGCCACCAGGGAUUUACAGGAGAUGGUUCCACCUGUACAGAUGUGGAUGAAUGUGUCCUUUCAAAUAAUACUUGCCCAGACAUCUCUGUGUGUGUCAAUUCCCCUGGAGCAUAUGUCUGUUCUUGUCUGAAUGGCACAGUAGCAUACAACAACACUUGUGUCCUACCCAGUCGUGAAUGUGAUCCUGCCUGCCAUCCACAUGGACUGUGUCAUCCUUCAUCUUCAGAGUAUCAGUGUGUGUGUGAUGUGGGAUUCAAAGGUGAUGGACUCACUUGCUCAGAUAUCAAUGAAUGCGAAGAAAAUGUGUGCCCAAAGAAAGAGACGCAAUGUGUCAAUAAACCAGGAUCCUUUGAUUGCAUUUGCAAAGUGGGUUACACUCUUAAUGGAACAGAAUGCAUAGAUCUGGAUGAAUGUGAAUCUGGAGCCAAUAACUGCAGCAAGUUUGCACAGUGUGUCAACACAAUUGGCAGUCAUCUGUGUUCCUGUCUCAACGGCUACACUGGUGAUGGAAAAAACUGCUCUGACAUUAAUGAGUGCCAAUCCCAACACGGAGGAUGCCACCCAGCUGCCAGCUGCAUUAACUCCCCUGGCUCCUACAAGUGUACCUGUCCCUUUGGCAUGACCGGAUCUGGGUUUGAUUGCCAAGAUGUGGACGAGUGUACUGAAAACUCAACUUUGCCUCAUAACUGCAGCCUUCUUGCCAUGUGCAACAACACAGAGGGGUCCUACAUUUGCAAGUGCAUGGAGGGAUACCAAGGAAAUGGGUUUACUUGUGAGGAUGUGGAUGAGUGUUUGCCACCCUCAAUUUGUGGGAACAACAUGACCUGCCAAAACUUUCCGGGAACAUAUACAUGCACAUGCACCCUUGGUCUAGUCUAUGAUUUGGGUACCUGUGUGAAUGAGAAGGACUGUAAGAAUGUAACCAAUGCAUGCAACACCCAUGCUGAGUGCAAAAACAUCCGUGGGUCAAACUAUUGCUCCUGCAUUAAAGGGUUUUUUGGGAAUGGUAGAGAAUGUCAGGAUAUAGAUGAAUGUACACAAACAGGAGCUUGCCCAGAGUUGUCCCACUGUUUCAAUACAGCAGGGUCCUUUCAUUGUGACUGCUGGGAAGGUUACCAGUACCACGGCGCAAACUGUGUAGACAUAAAUGAGUGCAGUGUAGGAACCUUUACUUGCCCAGACAACAGCACCUGCCACAAUACUAAGGGAGGGUAUAAUUGUUCAUGUAACAAUGGUUUCCUUUACACUAACAACUCUCUGUGUUUGGAUGUUGAUGAAUGUGCCACAGGGAAAGCACAGUGCCCAAAUGCCUCCAACUGCCAAAACACAGCGGGAUGGUAUUUCUGUGAAUGCUGGGAUGGGUAUACAGGCAAUCAGACUGUCUGUGAGGAUGUUGAUGAAUGCCUGAACAAUUCUACAUGUUCAGACCACAGUGUCUGUGUCAACACUGAAGGUUCAUUUCUGUGCCUUUGUGAUCAUGGAUUCUCCUCCAAUGGUACCAGUAGUACCCAAUGUGAGGAUAUAGAUGAGUGCUCAAACCCAGAGUUUGGCACACUCUGCACUAAUGGAACUUGCAUUAACACAAUUGGCUCAUUUUACUGUGCUUGUGAUAUGGGAUUUUGGAGCAAUGGCACUAGGUGUCUUGACAUAGAUGAGUGUUCAGGAUCAAAGAAUGAAUCCAUAUGUCAACCUCAAUCUACAUGUAUCAAUUUCCCUGGGUCUUAUAAAUGUAACUGCAACUUGGGUUACUUUCUAAACAGAACAGAGUGUCAAGACAUAGAUGAAUGCCUAGCAGUUGACCCUCCCUGCACUGCCAAUGCUGUUUGUGUAAACACAGCAGGUUCUUUCCAAUGUCCAUGUGCAUCUGGUUUUGAGGCUCAGGGUCCAAAGUGUACAGAUAUAAACGAAUGCCUUUUGAACAGAAUGUGUCGUCCCGAUCAGGUAUGCAUCAAUACACCUGGAUCAUACAAGUGCUCUUGUCCACCAGGACAUCAUGAGGAAAAUGGUACAUGCAUAGACAAUAAUGAAUGUGCAAAUAACUCUACUUGCCACUCCUUGGCAAGAUGCUGGAACACAGUGGGGUCUUUUACAUGCCAGUGUCGCUUAGGUUACACUGGAAAUGGGACGUACUGUAAAGACAUUGAUGAGUGUUCCCAAUCAUCCUUACGUUGCCGCAAGUCAAGCCAAUGCAUCAACACCCCUGGAUCUUAUGUAUGUGUAUGUGCACCAGGUCUUAUUGCACUAGGAUAUCUUUGUGUGGACCUAGAUGAAUGUCAGUCCAAUAGGGGUGGAUGCCAUCCAGCUGCCACAUGCUACAACUCUGUAGGUGGUUUUCACUGCCAGUGUGGCAAUGGAUGGGAUGCCUCAACCAGAAAUGGCCGUGGAAUGGAUGGAUGCAUAGACCGAAAUGAGUGUCUCUCACCUUACAUGUGUUAUAGCAACAGAACAUGCACCAAUUUCAUAGGAUCUUACAGCUGUGCCUGCUCUACCAGAGAUACCCUCUGCCCACAGCUGCCGCCAAUGGAAAGUGACCUGUAUCCAUUUGGAGAGGAAGUAGGUGAUGCUGGGUUGCCAAAGACAGAGGCAGAUGGGAAUACUCCAUACAUCACUCCUCCAGCAGGCUUUCCAUUCAUGGACAAAAUAUAUGAGCGACUGUUUUUUUCAGAUAAUGGCUUGGUGCAGUUCCAGUCAGUCAGUGAGAAUGAGAAACUGUUGCUCCCUGCUCCAUUCCCAGGGGGUUUUGAUGGUAAUGAGGGCCAGCCAAUGCUGGCUGUGUUCUGGGACGAUGCUGACCUUACCCUUGGUAAUGGAAAACUGCUAUACCAGGAAUACAGUCUCCUUAAUAUAUCUGAUAUCUAUGCUGAGGCAAUAUUUCAAAGAACAGCAAAUGAUGUUAGCAAAUUUGAGACUCAAAGGGGCAAACCCCCCUUUUCCCCCUCCUGGAUAUUAAAAAUCACAUGGGAUCAUGUUUUGCCCGUGUCCUAUCAAAAGAUCAAUUUCUCUGAGACAAACACCUUUCAGUGCAUUCUGACCACAGAUGGACUACGUUCAUUUGCUCUGCUCCGCUACAGUGACAUGAACUGGGGUCCAGGACAGAGGACUAAUCAUAACGCUCUUAUAGGCUACACUGAUGGUAAGAGCAACUUUCACAAUGAGGUUCCAAAGCCACCGGACAACCUUUUCAGGCCAGGAGGGCGUUAUCGUCCCCAGACUGUCAUGGGUAACACAGGAAAACUGGGGCAGCUGGUGUAUGACUUUACCGGCUCCCCUGAAGCAAGCUCAGAUCCUCAGAGGCAAUGCCAGGUAUGGGCCUUCAAUGAGCCAGAUCCUAAAGAAUGGGCAUUAGGACUGGCACCUUGUCCCUGCACUCGUGUUCAAGCACAGGAGGACCUGGCUUUUAGCCUUGAGAAUCCACCAUCAGAACAGAUGGCACAAGUGAGGGAUCUGAGAGCUCUUAGGUGGGGUGGCAGCAGGGGCCGUGUCUUUCAGUCUAUCCUGUUUAACAAACAAAGGGCAGGAAAGAGAUGUGUUUAUGAUCCAGAGGGCCCCCUGCUGGCUGGAUACAGUGAACGGUUCUUCACUGAGGACAAGAUGCAACUACAUAUAGACAAGGAUCUUUUACCCUUCCAGUGGUGCUGUGUUCAGUCCCCUCUGUGUGACAUGUACUUGGCAAAAAGACCACUAGACCGGUGCCAAGGUUACAGUUGGAAUAGCUCUGACAGCAGUAUACCUGGGAACAGGGGAGCACCAGGCAUUGGCAUAGUAUAUGGCAGUCUCCACUUUAUUACCUUUGACGGGAGUGAAUAUACCUACAAAGGCUUGGGGGAGUACGUUGUAGUCCGUCUCUCCUCCAGCAUGGGAUCAAACAUCUUCACCCUGCAGGGACAAACAGCAGUUCUAGUGGUCAACAAGCAGCCCAAACUGGUGCCUGCUCUGGUACGAAUAGCCGCCUACUAUCAGGGAGCUGGAAAGGUGGAGUGGCAAUGUGCCGAAUCUGGUGAUGGACUUAAGGUCUUGGUUAAUGAUGAGGUCAUUCCUGUGUCUGUUGGAGUGGUGCACGUAAAUGAGCAGGGUUUUGCGCUGCGCUGUACCUCUGUGAGCCGCUGUGCAGUGGUGUACGGCGAGGGCCUGAACGUGAUCGUGUGGAGAGGUAAUGCUGGGAGGCUGAGCACUCUGGUGGAGGUCCCGCAGAGGUUCUACAACCGUACACUGGGUUUACUGGGACACUGGAGCUCCAACAGGACAGACGACUUCCUGCUUUCCAAUGGCCGUAUGGUGGCUUCUCUAAAUAACAACGUCCCCUCUGAACAGAGUCUGCUUCCCUUUGGACAGUCAUGGGCUGUUCCUGUUCCUGAAAGUCUUCUGCUGUCAGAGCCUCCUAGUGCUCCAUUCAGUCCUGUCAUGACAGAGCAGCUGAUGUCCUCAGUGAGCCCAGACGAGCUGGCCAGACACAGUCAGACCUGCCAGGGCAGCAUGCAGUGUGUGCAUGACAUCUUGGCCACAGGAAACACAAACCUCGGCCAGGAUGUUCAGAAAGACCAGCAGCAACUUCAGAGCCGAGUACAAAUCUAUGGAAACCUGCCGCCCAUUGUGGCAGAGCCAUUUGUUAUCACGUGUAAAGUCAAUAGCACAGUUAGAGUUCAGUUCAAGGCUCAGGAUCCAAACAGAGACCAAAUCACCUUCUCGCUGGGCUUACCACGUUCUCCACGGGUCACCAUCGGCAGCAGUGAUGGUAUCCUUGUGUGGACCCCUUCUGGUAUUCAGCCAGUCAAUCUGACAGUUCAAGUGAGCGAUCAAACAUCCAGUUCUGUGAUCACCCCUGUUCUGCAGCUCUGUAACUGUAUGAAUGGAGGAAGCUGCCAGUAUAACAGUGUGGUGGAGAACCAUCUGCAGGGAAAGUUUCAGGUUGUGGGAUGUCUUUGUCCACUGGGUUUCAGUGGCAAGUACUGUGAUAACAGAGCAGAUGUGUGUAAAGGCAAGCCCUGUUUUCCUGGUGUGGAAUGCAUAAGACAGAAAGAAGGAGACCUCUUCACAUGUGGACUGUGCCCUCCUCCGACUGUAUAUCAGGGAAAACAAGGAUACAAGUGCUUUGAAAAUGACUUCUGCCUCCCUCCGUUCCCCUUCCCCUGUCAUGAGAUGGCAGACUGCACCAGCACUGGCUACAAUUACACAUGUAAAUGUAAACAUGGCUACAGUGGCGAUGGAAAAGUGUGCGAAGAUAUUGAUGAGUGUCUGGACCCCUCAGCCUGUCCAAAUGCUAAAUAUGAAUGUGUGAACAAGCCAGGAUCAGUGCACUGCUCAUGCCGUUAUCAGAAGACCAGAGACACUGACGGCUGUGGUAAGUGGUUUUACUUUCACAACUAA
Messenger RNA from Carassius carassius (crucian carp), 7459 nucleotides. RefSeq names its product fibrillin-2. Bases 500 to 7459 code for a protein of 2319 amino acids. The transcript is spliced from 18 exons. Gene Ontology annotation, biological process: cell-matrix adhesion. Lineage: Eukaryota; Metazoa; Chordata; Actinopteri; Cypriniformes; Cyprinidae. The record is from RefSeq and is a predicted model, not a curated record. Gene Ontology annotation, molecular function: calcium ion binding.